AUGACCACCUUUGAUUUUUCAAAAGAUGUUACUCGUUGUAGAGAUAACCAUGUGUGGGGACUUUCGUUUGAUGAUGGACCUGCUCCAUUUACCGAUCACCUAUUAGCUGAACUGGAUAAACGCAGUGUCAAAGCCUCGUUCUUUGUUGUGGGUUCACGAGUACUGGAGCGUCCCGAUGUUCUUUUACGCACAUAUCAAGCUGGUCAUCAUAUCGGUAUCCAUACCUGGAGCCAUCCUUCGCUGUCCAAGAUCUCGGUCGAAAGUGUCAUUAGUGAGAUUAUGUAUACUGCCAGGAUUAUCAAGGAAACGAUCGGUGUCACACCAACUGCCGUACGUCCUCCAUAUGGGGAUGUGGAUAGUCGUGUCCGAACAAUUAUUCGUAACAUGGGUAUGAGUGUUGUCCUAUGGACUGUGGAUUCAGGUGAUAGCGGUGGCUCGACUACUGUUGCCGACACACUCAAAAAGGCUGCAGAGGUGACACCAAAGUCGGGACAUAUCUCCUUGGAACACGAUUUAUUCUCAAACCAAGCCGGUCAAGCCCCAGCUGCAAUGGAUGCGAUCAAGGCUGCCGGCUACAAGCUUGUGAGAAUUGAUGAUUGUCUGGGAGUUCCUGCUUACAAUGAGGGUCUGUGGUCUGGUCUUCCCCUGCCUGCCCAGGGUCCUGGAUCCAACACAACCACUACCGCCGACGGCAAGACCAACUCUACAAAGUCUGAAGGUGAACUGAAUGGCGGGUCGGCCAAAAACUCGACUACCGGAAUUGGAAAUUCGACAACAAACGGAAACGCAACGGCAAACGCAACAGCAACGGCAGCUGCCAAAGCCAACGAAGUUCCUAAUUCUGGUUAUGGCACACAAAUUUCUAUUGUUACGUUAUUUGUCACAUUUGUUACUAUUUUUGCAUUGGUUUAG
Molecule: messenger RNA, 912 nt
Organism: Batrachochytrium dendrobatidis JAM81
Lineage: Eukaryota; Fungi; Chytridiomycota; Chytridiomycetes; Rhizophydiales
Exons: 3
Coding region: 1-912 (303 amino acids)
Biological process (GO): carbohydrate metabolic process
Cellular component (GO): membrane
Molecular function (GO): chitin deacetylase activity
Source: RefSeq, a predicted model, not a curated record